AUGACUCUGCUCUCCUCCCAACCCGAUGUCUUUUAUAAUGAAGUUGCAAAAUUUAUGAAUUCACUGGAUAUUUAUCACUUGUGUGUUGGAUUUUUACAAUUAUUGAAGAAAAUGAAAAGUGUAUCCGAGUCAUCAUUCUCUUCAAUCAUCAUUCAUGAAUUUUUGGAUCACUACGGAUACAAACAAUUUAAAUCCCGAUCCCAACGUGUGUAUGCUCGAGUGGCAUGUCAAGUAUUACAUGAGAGAUCAUUGAAAAAGAAUCUAAUUUCAUCAAAACAUCAUUCAUCCAUGUGGUGGAUUGUAAAUGAAUCUGCUCAUGAACAAAUGGCUGAAUAUUAUCGUGUUUUGUCAUUUGAAAUAUUUAAUCAAAAUUCGGAGGAGAAUGAAUCACUCAUGGAUGUGAAAUUGAAAUUAUUGAAACAAUUUCCAAAAUUGAUCCACAAUGACACUUUUAAAGAAGAUAUGUCACUUUUUGAAAUGUAUGAUCAAUUUUUGAAAUUUGAAAUUAGAUAUUUGAAAAGUAAUUAUUGGAAAUUUUCAAAACAUACAGCCUUGACUGAUAGUUAUGGCAUUGGAGUGGUUCUACAAGAUCAAGUCAUGGAUAUGAAUAUUGCUAUUUAUGGUCAUGAAAAAAGUGGAAAAAGAGAAAUGAUUCGAUCGUAUUGUACCAAUGCAUUUGGUGGCAAUAACGAAACAGAUGAUUUCGAUUCGACACAAACAUGUAAUGUCAUGAUUGAUGGAUAUGUGUUUUGUGUCAAGAUGAGUGCCUUUUCCAUCCACACCAUGAUACCACUUGUCACUACUCACACGCUCGCUUCUCGACAGGCGAUAAAUUCUCAACAAGAUGCUUUGGAGAAUAAUUUAUGCAACAACAACGAAAACACCAACAUGACAGUUCCUGAAGCUGUGAUUUUUGUGUACGAUUGCACCAAACAUUUCACAGAGAGAAAUAUUUCGACCACCCCGAGCACCUCAACUUCUGUCAAUGCAUUAUUGCGUGAACAUGAAUUACAAAUGAAAUUAUUACCAGCCUUACGAAAAUUAGUAAUGACCUAUCCUUUUACUCCCAUUGUGGUCGCAAUGAGUAAGAUCGAUUUACUGAUAUUGGACGACAACAACUACAGUUGUAGUGACGAGCUUUCGUCUCUGUAUGAAGUAUUGAAUGAAUUUCCUCAUGUCGUGCAAGUUGUGGGGUUUUCUGCGCUGACUCAAGAGGGUUUGAAAUCGUGUUUUGAUGAGGCCUAUAAAGCUGCCAUCAAAGCGCGUUACCAAUGUUCAUAUGACCCCAAAAAAAAGGAUAAAAAAUGUGAAAUUCAAUAA
Messenger RNA from Naegleria fowleri, 1320 nucleotides. RefSeq lists its product as uncharacterized. The record is from RefSeq and is a predicted model, not a curated record. The transcript has a single exon. NCBI's taxonomy places the organism in Eukaryota, Heterolobosea, Eutetramitea, Acrasida, Naegleriidae. The coding region runs from base 1 to 1320 and encodes 439 amino acids.